AAACUCAAACUCAAGCGCGGACAUGCCUCAUGGAAGCCUAGUACCCGAGAAAUAGAACUGCAGCAAGAAGGGGGAGUGAUCUUGAGACGGGAAGGGGAUGAGGCGAUCCCGGAUUAGACGGUCAAGGGCGAGACAGAUGAUAUUACAGGGACACUCGGGCAGAGAAAAUAGCAAGUGGGCAUGGAUGGGUGACUAGAAGUCACUUUGAGAAACGAUAAGAUGCUUCAAGAACAUUUGUUUAUGACAUGUUGGAGAGGACACCCUUGAGAAUCAUUAUAGAUAACUUACCCAUCCUUGAAGAUGUUGGAAUGGGAAUUUAUCAUGUGUCACUCGUUCUAGAUUAUAAAAUUCAGGAACAUGCUCUAUUUGUUCUUGCAAGAGGCAAACAGAUGAUGGAGUAG
This is a messenger RNA of Eruca vesicaria subsp. sativa (arugula), 401 nucleotides long. The record is from the annotation of a GenBank genome assembly. NCBI's taxonomy places the organism in Eukaryota, Viridiplantae, Streptophyta, Magnoliopsida, Brassicales, Brassicaceae.